Dendrobium catenatum is the source of this 2451-nucleotide messenger RNA. RefSeq names its product protein NETWORKED 4B. Gene Ontology annotation, cellular component: vacuolar membrane. Bases 387 to 1955 code for a protein of 522 amino acids. The transcript has 3 exons. Gene Ontology annotation, molecular function: actin binding. The record is from RefSeq and is a predicted model, not a curated record. Lineage: Eukaryota; Viridiplantae; Streptophyta; Magnoliopsida; Asparagales; Orchidaceae.
UGCCCUUACUCGCAAAACUCCGUCACUACCGCUUGGGAUGGUGGGCCCCACAUGGAUGUCAUGCCGCCAAAUGCCGCCGUCCGACGAAGAAACCGCGCCCGACGGCUUUCUUCGGCUGACCCUUUCGAUGCUCACCGCUUCAACAGCCUGUUCUAUAAACGAGAGAGAGAGAGAGAGAGAGAGGAUUCUUAGGCUUCUUCGAGUCUUUAGAGGCGGACCAGCUGGUGAUCGCCAUUUCAACAUCGUUCUUUCGAUCUGAGUUUGGUCGAUUUGAGGGAAUCGGUUCUGAUCGAUUGGUUUAAAAAUUGGAGUCCUGAAUCAGAAGCUUUAUUUUUGGGAAAUUAUGGUAUAGGUUUCUUUACAGACCUCUUAAAAAACUAAGUAGGAUGGCAGCUAGUAAAUCUCAUUCAUGGUGGUGGAACAGCUAUAUCAGUCCAAGAAAUUCAAAAUGGUUGUCUGAAAGUCUUCAAGAGACUGAUCGCUUGGUUAAUGCAACGCUGAAACUGAUUGAAGAGGAUGGUGAUUCAUUUGCAAAAAAGGCUCAGAUGUACUACCAGAGGCGACCUGAGUUAAUUGCCCAUGUUGGGGACUUUUACCGCAUGUACCGUGCGCUUGCAGAGCGGUAUGAUCAUGUAAUUAGUGAUAUCUCCAAGAAUAUUCCCACUGAACUCCAAUCUCAAGGUUCAGUUAAUGGUUCUGAAUUUGGCACAGAAGCAACUUCACUAUCUGUAACUUCCUCCCCAGACCGAACAUCAGAACAUAAGCUGAACCAUCUCAAGCCACAUUGGAAGUCUUCUAGCUUUGAAUUAUUCCUUGGGAAUGGGGAAAGAUAUGAUCACUCUAAAAAGGGUUGUGAUGAGUCAUCAUCAGAAUCUAGUUCUUACUGUGAUAAUGGCAAUGUUAUAGAUGAUUUUGAGAACUCUUCUAAGCUGGAAGAAAGGAUAAUUGAAUUGGAGCAAGAGCUUUGUGAAGUAAGGGAGAAGCUUCACAAAUAUAAGAUUGGACACGAAGAACAGUGUGAAGAUUUGGUUAACAAUGAACAUUUAGAUUUAUCUUUAACAACUUCAUCCUUUGAUAACCAACCUGUAGUUGCUAAUAAGAUCUUCAUGGAGUUGGUGAAACAAAUUGAAAGAUUUCAAGCAGAUUUACCGGAUAGUAAAGAAGAGGUUGAAAAUCUCAAAGAUGCAAUGGAGGCUGCUGCUAAUCAGUUCGAGAUUGAAAUUUCGUGCAGGAACAAUAUUAUUAUUAAGUACAAGACAUGGCUUGAUGAGGUAUUGAAAAAGUUUGAAAACGAUGAAGCUGAGCAGAUUUCAGAACACAGAUCAAGCCUAGAGAUCAAAACUGUGGAGCAAGAGGAAAUGAUUAAGGAACCGAAGGCCUUGGCGACACAAUCUUCUAAUCAGCUUCUAGAAGAGAAGUCUUUGCUGGAAGCUAAAAUUUCCAUACUUAUGGCCUCAAGCAGUUCCUACCAGUCAAAGAUUCAGUUUUUUGAGGAACGGGUAAAGCAGUUAGAAGCUGAGAAUAGUGAAGUAUGCAUGGAGAGUGAGAAGCAGAUAAGUGAACUAAAUCAAAAUCUUUAUAAAUUUAAGAUGAAAAUUGACAUGUUGACAUUAGAGAAAGAGGAGCUCAAUUCUGAAGUGAUCAGGCUUAUUGAGGAUAUUGAAACUUGGGAUGAUGAGUCUCGUAAGAUCGAUGAACAACUGCGUGAGCUGCAAUUAGAGCACGAGAAGCUAAUCCAAGAAGUUGAGGAUGCACGAAAAGCCUCAAUGGAGCUAACAAAUAGAGUAAGGGAGCUUGAAGAAGAGGUGGAAACGCAGAGGGGAGUGAUUAUUGAUUGUGCCGAGGGGAAGAGGGAGGCUAUCAGGCAUCUUUGCCUCUCUCUGGAGCACUAUCGUGAUGGGUACCAGCAGCUACGGCAGAUUCUACGGAUGAAAUUCAAAGGCCUGCAAUCAUAGCUAAGUAAAAAGCUUUUGUUUGGCGUUAAAGCUUCCAUCUUUGCACCUGGUACUUUCUUCUACCUGGUUAAUGUAGUUUCUUCUGAAGGAAAAGCUGAGCAGAAAGUUCUUUUGGUUGCGUUUGUCUGAGCAUAUGUGGGUUGAAAGUCCUGUCUGCUUUGUAUCAACCUAUACUUUUUUGAAGGAGAAGCUUAUUGUUAUUUGAAGCGGCGGUCGCAGUGGCUCUAAGAUGAAACUUUGCAAGAUUAGAAAGGAUUUUAGGCUUCGUUUGGGACGGUUUUUUUAUUGCUUCUUGAAGCAGCUUUUUAGUAUAAAAAUUAAAAUUUUUUUACUAAAAAGCUGCUACAAGAAACAGUAAAAAAGCCGUCCCAAACAGAGCCUUAAUGAGUUUUCUCGCAUGUUAUCCGGAAAGAUCAGUAUUUCAUUUCAAAAAGGUUUGUUACUCGUUAAUAUCUUCAUAGUUGAUUUUGGCAAUGCUGAGUUUUUAUAUGAAUAA